This is a messenger RNA of Aspergillus steynii IBT 23096, 1818 nucleotides long. RefSeq names its product FAD-binding domain-containing protein. The transcript has a single exon. Gene Ontology annotation, molecular function: FAD binding; oxidoreductase activity. The record is from RefSeq and is a predicted model, not a curated record. Lineage: Eukaryota; Fungi; Ascomycota; Eurotiomycetes; Eurotiales; Aspergillaceae. Bases 22 to 1740 code for a protein of 572 amino acids.
CACGAUCGUCGAACGGCCCCCAUGAUGGUCUAUUCCAAGAGCUCGCUCGCGUUGUUCGUGGCCGUCCAUCUUCUGGGCGUUGCGUCUGGGCGGGAGAGCUGUUCGCUGGACAGCUUCAACGCCACUCUCGGCGGUCGCAUUCAAGCAUUGAAGCCCUUCUCGGCGCCCUGUUUCUCCCAAUUCAAUGGCACGGCCGUGGCGUCGGAUCAAGCCGCCUGCCAAGUGAUCCAAAGCAACUACAGCGAUCCUUUUCUCAGGUCCAACUCCGCCAAUGGCUUCAUGUACAAUCAAGUCGAAACGUGCGCCUCGGACCCUGCCAACCAAUGUGUACUCGACAACACCAAUCCCACCAAUCCCCAGGCUCUCAAACGCGCAUGCAGACAGGGUAACGUCCCCUCUCUGUCGCUGGAGGUUCAGCAGCCGAAGGAUGUGGUCGAAGCGUUCAAGUUCUCGCGCUGUUCGGGGACUCGUCUGUCCAUCAAGAACAGCGGCCAUGACUUCCUCGGCCGCAGCAGUGGCGAAGGCACUCUUUCUCUCUGGACUCGACACCUUCAGUCCAUGCAGUACAACUCCUCGUUUACCCCGACCGGCUGCAGCGCCCGGAACGCUUCGACUUAUAAUACCAUUACGGUCGAAGCGGGUGUGAACUUCGACGAAGUCUACAACUUCGCUCACGCUCAUAACGUCACCUUCAUCGGCGGUUACUCGCCCACCGUGGGUGUCUCGGGCGGAUGGGUGCAGACCGGCGGCCAUUCGAUCCUCUCCCCCGUUUAUGGGCUGGGAAUCGACCAUGUCGUCGAGUACAAGAUCAUCACGCCUGACGGUCGCUACCGGAUUGCCAACGAGUGCCAAAACCAGGACCUUUUCUGGGCCCUGCGCGGUGGCGGCGGCGGCACAUUCGGCGUGGUCCUCGAAAGUACCCAUCGCGUCGAACCGCGCGUGAGUCUAAUCUCUGCCUACAUCAAAUUCCCUCUCAAGUCGAACUCUAGCAAUGUGCUCCCGUUCCUCGAUAUCCUGGUCAACAACACCGUCAAAUGGGCGCACGAGGGCUGGGGCGGCCACAUUAACGGCAACUCCCUGAUCAACGUGACCCCAUUGCUCUCGCUCUCCGAGGCAAAGGAGUCCCUCGCGGACGUAGUCGCAUACGCCAAAUCCCAAGGCGGAACCGCCGUGAUCGAGGAAUUUUCUUCCUGGUACGGCUUCUACUCGAAAUACGUGGUCCCGAACGCCGUGACGGUAGGCAACACGCACUUCGCCGCGACGCGACUGAUCCCACAAUCGGUCUUCGAGACGGCCCGCGGCCGCGCAGACCUCAUGAACUUCUUCUCCGUGCUACUAUCCAAAGGCGGAAGCGUAUACAUCCCCGUCGUGGGCCCCCUCCUCUACAAAGACGCCCAGUCGACGUCCGCAACGCCAGCCUGGCGCGAGGCGAUCUGGUCUCUCGGGGCGGACGGGUUCUGGGACUGGAACAGCACGCUGCACACGCGGGAGCAGAAGGUGGACGAGCUCAAGUACAUGACGGGGCUCCUUGAGGAUCUUAGUCCCGGCAGCGGGGCCUACAGCCCCGAGGCUAACCCCUUCACCGAAGAUUGGCAGGAAGCGUGGUGGGGCGCGGAGAACUACGGCAAGUUGCUGGCGCUGAAGCAGAAGUUUGACCCCGAGGGAUUGCUGCACUGCUGGAAGUGUGUUGGGUGGGAGGAGGCCGACGCGAAGAGCUCCUGCUUCGCGGCGUUCGACUAGCUGGAGUAGUCCACUUGCUAGGUAGUUGUUAGGGUGACUGCUGUAUAUUAACUGUACUAUGAUCUUUUCAGCGGUUAA